Molecule: messenger RNA, 624 nt
Organism: Trichechus manatus latirostris (Florida manatee)
Lineage: Eukaryota; Metazoa; Chordata; Mammalia; Sirenia; Trichechidae
Gene: PRRG2
Product: proline rich and Gla domain 2
Exons: 6
Coding region: 19-624 (201 amino acids)
Cellular component (GO): plasma membrane; extracellular region
Molecular function (GO): calcium ion binding
Source: RefSeq, a predicted model, not a curated record
UCCAGGUGUCCACAAAAUAUGAGAGGCCACCCGUCUCUGCUGCUGCUAUACCUGGGUCUGACCACCUGCUUGGACACUUCACCCAGUGGGGAGCAAGACCAAGAAGUCUUCCUGGACUCCCCAAAGGCCCAGAACUUCCUGAGCAGCCAAAGCCGUAUUCCACGCGCCAACCACUGGGACCUGGAGCUGCUGACGCCUGGGAACCUGGAACGGGAGUGCCUUGAGGAGAGGUGUUCCUGGGAGGAGGCACGGGAGUUCUUCGAGGACGAUACCCAGACUAAGCACUUUUGGGAGACCUACAUCUACAAUGGCAAAGGAGGGCACGGACGAGCGGACAUAGCAGGCUUGGCAGUGGGGCUGACGUCUGGCGUCCUGCUCAUCGUCCUGGCUGGCCUGGGAGCCUUUUGGUGUCUACACUACCGACGGGGCCGAGGCCAGCAUUCCUGUCCCCAAGAGGCCGUGAUUAUCAGCCCCCUGAAUCCUCCGAGCUCUCUAGGCCCGCCAACACCCUUGCCCCCACCACCACCCCCAGGCCUCCCCACCUAUGAGCAGGCUCUGGAGGCUUCUGGGGUGCACGACGCACCUCCACCCCCUUACACCAGCCUCAGGAGGCCUCCUCACUGA